Ochotona princeps (American pika) is the source of this 2543-nucleotide messenger RNA. RefSeq names its product DEAD-box helicase 1 (gene DDX1). Gene Ontology annotation, molecular function: ATP binding; protein binding; RNA helicase activity. Lineage: Eukaryota; Metazoa; Chordata; Mammalia; Lagomorpha; Ochotonidae. The transcript has 26 exons. Bases 127 to 2349 code for a protein of 740 amino acids. The record is from RefSeq and is a predicted model, not a curated record.
CGUUCUCACGGGGCUCAGUCCCCGCCCGGACGCAGAAAGCCUGGGCCAAGGCCGGAAGCGCGCACCGCCCGAGCCGCAGCGUGUCAGUGGGAGCGAGCGCGCGCAGCCGCCGACGACGGCGCGAACAUGGCGGCCUUCUCGGAGAUGGGUGUUAUGCCUGAGAUCGCACAAGCUGUGGAGGAGAUGGACUGGCUGCUUCCAACUGAUAUCCAGGCUGAAUCCAUCCCGUUAAUCCUAGGGGGAGGUGAUGUGCUUAUGGCUGCAGAAACAGGAAGUGGAAAAACUGGUGCUUUCAGUAUCCCAGUUAUCCAGAUAGUUUAUGAAACUUUGAAAGACCAACAAGAAGGCAAAAAAGGAAAAACAACAAUUAAAACCGGUGCUUCGGUGCUCAACAAAUGGCAAAUGAACCCAUAUGAUAGAGGAUCUGCUUUUGCAAUCGGAUCUGAUGGCCUUUGUUGUCAAAGCAGAGAAGUAAAGGAAUGGCACGGGUGUAGAGCUACUAAAGGAUUGAUGAAAGGGAAACACUACUAUGAAGUGUCCUGUCAUGACCAAGGCUUGUGCAGAGUUGGAUGGUCUACCAUGCAGGCCUCUUUAGACCUGGGUACGGACAAGUUUGGAUUUGGCUUUGGUGGGACAGGAAAGAAAUCCCAUAAUAAACAGUUUGAUAAUUAUGGAGAGGAGUUCACUAUGCAUGAUACCAUUGGAUGUUACCUAGAUAUCGAUAAAGGGCAGGUCAAGUUCUCCAAAAAUGGAAAAGAUCUUGGUCUGGCAUUCGAAGUACCACCUCAUAUGAAAAACCAAGCACUCUUCCCUGCCUGUGUUUUGAAGAAUGCUGAACUAAAAUUUAAUUUCGGUGAAGAAGAGUUUAAGUAUCCACCAAAAGAUGGUUUCGUUGCUCUUUGCAAGGCACCAGAUGGUUACACUGUAAAAUCCCAGCACACAGGUAACGCACAGGUGGCGCAGACAAAGUUUCUCCCGAAUGCUCCCAAAGCUCUCAUUGUUGAACCCUCCCGGGAGCUGGCUGAACAAACUUUGAAUAAUGUCAAACAGUUUAAGAAAUACAUAGAUAAUCCUAAAUUAAGGGAGCUGCUGAUAAUUGGAGGUGUUGCGGCACGAGAUCAACUCUCUGUUUUGGAAAAUGGCGUGGAUAUCGUUGUAGGAACUCCAGGAAGAUUAGACGAUUUGGUGUCAACUGGAAAGCUGAACUUGUCUCAAGUUAGAUUCCUGGUCCUGGAUGAAGCGGAUGGGCUUCUUUCUCAAGGCUAUUCUGAUUUCAUAAACAGGAUGCACAGUCAGAUUCCUCAGAUCACCUCCGAUGGGAAAAGGCUUCAGGUAAUUGUUUGCUCUGCCACGCUGCAUUCCUUUGAUGUCAAGAAGCUGUCUGAGAAGAUCAUGCAUUUCCCCACCUGGGUUGAUUUGAAAGGAGAAGACUCUGUUCCAGAUACUGUGCACCAUGUUGUUGUCCCAGUGAAUCCCAAGACGGACAGACUCUGGGAAAGGCUCGGCAAAAACCACAUCAGGACUGAUGAUGUUCAUGCAAAAGAUAACACAAGACCUGGUGCUAACAGUCCAGAGAUGUGGUCUGAAGCCAUUAAAAUCCUGAAAGGGGAGUAUGCCGUCCGGGCCAUCAAGGAGCACAAGAUGGAUCAAGCCAUUGUCUUCUGUAGAACCAAAAUCGACUGUGACAACUUGGAACAGUAUUUCAUGCAGCAAGGAGGAGGACCUGAUAAAAAAGGACAUCAGUUUUCCUGUGUUUGUCUUCAUGGUGACAGAAAGCCUCAUGAGAGAAAGCAAAACUUGGAAAGAUUUAAGAAAGGAGAUGUAAGAUUCUUAAUUUGCACAGAUGUAGCUGCGAGAGGAAUUGAUAUCCACGGUGUACCUUAUGUUAUAAAUGUCACCCUGCCUGAUGAGAAGCAAAACUAUGUCCACCGCAUUGGCAGAGUAGGGAGAGCUGAAAGGAUGGGUCUGGCCAUUUCCCUGGUGGCAACGGAAAAGGAAAAGGUUUGGUACCAUGUGUGUAGCAACCGUGGAAAAGGAUGUUAUAACACAAGACUCAAGGAGGAUGGGGGCUGCACCAUAUGGUACAAUGAGAUGCAGUUGCUGUCUGAGAUAGAAGAACACCUGAAUUGCACCAUCUCUCAGGUAGAGCCAGAUAUAAAAGUACCAGUGGAUGAAUUUGAUGGGAAAGUUACCUAUGGCCAAAAAAGAGCUGCUGGUGGUGGAAGCUAUCAAGGCCACGUGGACAUUCUGGCACCUACUGUUCAAGAGUUGGCUGCCCUUGAAAAGGAGGCACAGACAUCGUUCCUGCAUCUUGGCUACCUUCCUAACCAGCUGUUCCGAACCUUCUGAUUUUCACAUAUGCAGGAUAAGACUGGAGUGAUGAAAGGCUGUAGUCUUAAACUCUAAAACACUUGCACUGCUUCCAAGCAGCAGUAUUUUUAGUAACUUAAGCUGUUAAUGCUAACUCCUGCAUGUCAAGAAACAUUAGUUUUAGGAAUUCUUCAUAAAAUAACAACCUAAUGAAAAUAAAUUUGGUGACUGUA